This is a messenger RNA of Orycteropus afer afer, 911 nucleotides long. RefSeq names its product SNF8 subunit of ESCRT-II (gene SNF8). Lineage: Eukaryota; Metazoa; Chordata; Mammalia; Tubulidentata; Orycteropodidae. Gene Ontology annotation, biological process: protein transport to vacuole involved in ubiquitin-dependent protein catabolic process via the multivesicular body sorting pathway. Gene Ontology annotation, cellular component: ESCRT II complex. The record is from RefSeq and is a predicted model, not a curated record.
CUCGGAGACCCGGGUUCCCGGUAUCCGGGCGGCCCGGGGGCCCAGGGCCGGGAUGCAUCGCCGCGGGGUGGGAGCUGGAGCCAUUGCUAAGAAGAAGCUUGCUGAGGCCAAGUAUAAGGAGCGAGGGACUGUCUUGGCUGAGGACCAGCUGGCCCAGAUGUCAAAACAGUUGGACAUGUUCAAGACUAACCUGGAAGAAUUUGCCAGCAAACACAAGCAGGAGAUCCGGAAGAAUCCCGAGUUCCGGGUGCAGUUCCAGGACAUGUGUGCCACCAUUGGGGUGGAUCCCUUGGCCUCUGGAAAAGGAUUUUGGUCUGAAAUGCUGGGAGUGGGGGACUUCUAUUAUGAGCUAGGUGUCCAGAUUAUUGAAGUGUGCCUGGCCCUGAAGCACCGGAAUGGAGGUCUGAUAACCCUAGAGGAGCUACAUCAACAGGUGUUAAAAGGAAGGGGCAAGUUCGCUCAGGAUGUCAGCCAAGACGACCUCAUCAGGGCCAUCAAGAAACUAAAGGCGCUUGGCACCGGCUUCAGCAUCAUCCCUGUAGGCGGCACUUACCUCAUUCAGUCGGUUCCGGCUGAGCUCAAUAUGGAUCACACUGUGGUGCUGCAGCUGGCAGAGAAAAAUGGCUAUGUGACUGUCAGUGAAAUCAAAGCCAGUCUAAAAUGGGAGACAGAACGAGCGCGGCAAGUGCUGGAACACCUGCUAAAGGAAGGACUGGCCUGGCUGGACUUGCAGGCUCCCGGGGAGGCUCACUACUGGCUGCCAGCUCUCUUCACGGACCUCUACUCCCAGGAGAUCACGGCUGAGGAGGCCAGAGAAGCCCUGCCCUGACUCUGGGAGUGGAGGGGGGCACAGCAGCAGGAAGGAGAAGAGCGAGGAGCUCCUGGUGAAUAAAACCUGAACACUUUUGUUU